AUUCAUAUCAGCUCCGAGCAGAAUUUGCAGUAUGGUUGGCUGGCUUAUAUGUUGGGAGACAGAGCUACAAAAAAGUUCACUGAAUACAGCAAAAUCUUUACUGUGGAGGGAAACUUAUCUUCUGGGAAGGGCAAGCUUGCACAACAAAUAGCAGAAAAGCUAGGAAUGAAAUAUUUCCCAGAAGCGGACAUCCACUACUUAGACAGAAUCACUGGAGACGGAACGUUGCUGCCUGAGAAAUUUAAUGGUUUCUGUAACCUAGAGAGAUUUUACAAUGAUCCAAAAUGCCCUGAUGGACACUCUUAUCGACUGCAAGCUUGGCUGUUUGGUAAUCGUGUUUUACAGUAUGCUGAUGCGUUGGAGCAUCUGCUGUCCACAGGACAAGGUGUGGUGAUGGAGCGUUCUCCCUACAGCGACUUUGUAUUUCUGGAUGCAAUGUUUAAACAAGGCUAUAUCCACAAGCGAUGUCUUGAUCACUACAAGGAGAUCAAAGAGAUCAGCAUUUGUGAAUUCCUGCCACCUCACUUGGCCAUUUACAUAGAUGUACCUGUCCCAGAUGUGCAGAAGAGGAUUCAAGAGAAAGGCGAGCCAUAUGAGAAAAAGGUGUCUCCUUUGUAUCUCCAGAACAUUGAGGAUGCUUACAAGAAAACCUUCUUACCAGAGAUCAGUGAGACCAGUGAAGUUCUGCAGUAUACAGCAACUGAGGCAGAGGAUGUGGAGAAGGUAAUUGAAGACAUUGAGUACCUGAAGUUUGACAAGGGGCCAUGGCUGGAGCAGGAUGAUGUUUCUUUCCAUCAUCUGAGACUUUAUGUUCAGGACAAAGAUGGAGUGCUGGAUCCUACAGCCAUCCCUCGCUUCAUUCCAGAAAUCACAAUUGGAGGCAGUGAAUAUGAUAAAAUCUAUUACGAAUAUCGAUCGCUUCCUGGUCGCAAUUUUAGGCAAGGCUACAAUGCUGAUGUUGGUGACAAGUGGAUCUGGCUGAAAUGAGAUCUGCCUCCCUUUGGAGCCCUAACCGCGAUGGACCGCAGAACUUAAGUGAAGAAGAAGUGGAGUUCAGUGUGCCUGCUCUGCGUCAAUUGUGUAGUGCGAAGAAAAUGCUGGUUAAAUCAUCCUCCAGCUACAGCAUAAGAGAAUGGACUCCUAGAAGGGAAAUCACUUUAUUCUGGUUUGUUCUUCCCUGAUGAAUUCAGGGUGCUUUGUCUUUGGAUGUUUGAUAGUCAAUGAGUGAUAGCAAAGUGAUCUGGUAUUACAGGGGCAGACUUAAGAUCAGUUCUGAACUUUCUCUUCAUCAAGACUGUGGCAUAUUAUUACACAGGAUUAUUGUUAUUUUGCUGAAUCAAGAGAAAUUAAACCUGUAUCCUCCUGGCUCUCACAAAGUUCAUUUCUUGCUCUGUCAUGCAUGGUGUUUUAUUAGUUUCAUUAGAAGAGUGCACAUGCUAAAAAAACGUGCUUGCAUCAUGUUCUGAAAGCC
Molecule: messenger RNA, 1471 nt
Organism: Fulmarus glacialis (Northern fulmar)
Lineage: Eukaryota; Metazoa; Chordata; Aves; Procellariiformes; Procellariidae
Gene: NDUFA10
Product: NADH dehydrogenase (ubiquinone) 1 alpha subcomplex, 10, 42kDa
Exons: 9
Coding region: 49-987 (312 amino acids)
Biological process (GO): mitochondrial electron transport, NADH to ubiquinone
Cellular component (GO): cytoplasm
Source: RefSeq, a predicted model, not a curated record